Molecule: messenger RNA, 1078 nt
Organism: Triticum aestivum (bread wheat)
Lineage: Eukaryota; Viridiplantae; Streptophyta; Magnoliopsida; Poales; Poaceae
Exons: 3
Coding region: 374-808 (144 amino acids)
Source: RefSeq, a predicted model, not a curated record
CGGGGGGAGAGAGAUAUCUCUUCUUUUUUUAUCUUUCUUUAUGCUUGUUGAGAUAAUCAGAUUGAGAGGGUACCUUAAAUUACGUCACUUUCAUCCGGCCGGCUGUUAUGAUCUUCCGCACGCACGUGUGUUAGUUAGAGAUAGAGGUUGUUGUAUAGGGCAUGUAAAAUAUCUAGAUAGAGGUAGUUUUGUUGUGCGUCGCAACCUUGUUACCCUCCCUCCCUUCCUUUCCUCCCAGCUCCUUGAUUCCACGCAACAAGUUUGUUAGUUGCCGAUACCAUGACGAAGAUAAUCCCCGACGAGCUGCCGAGCGGCAGUUCAGCGGAGACCACGAAAGGCAAAGGGCCGCCGUCGCCGGCCGGGCACCUCGACGAUGACGGCCACAAGAUCUUUCAAGUAUCACGUGUUUGUCACUUCGUUCAUGUUUGUUUGCUUCAUUGCGUUCGCCUUGUUAUUAUGGUCGGAGCACAACGUAAUCUUCACCGCCAUCACCUUCCUCUACUCCAUGGUCAUGAGCCACCUGUGGCUUAUCAAACGCCGGGACCAGAACAAGACACAGGAGCCCAAAGAUUGCGAAUUGUCUGCUAUUUGCACACGCGCACCGCCCGAGUUGAUGCUGGUGGCAACCGGGAUCAUGUUAAUCUCCUUGGGUGUGGCAAUCUUUGUAUUUCGCCCUGAUUGGCGUGACUUGGCCUUCGUUGCUUUCAUGGUCUCCUCAUCGACAGCGGUCAUGCUUAUUUACCUCAAACUUGAGGAGAUUGACAGGAAGUCCUUGGAAAAAUUUAACGAUGCCUCAAAUCUAGUCUAGUUCCAAUUAAAGCCUUGGCAUCUAAGAUGGCACUCCCUAGUUUGUUACUAUAUUUUAGUGAAUAAGCUUGAUAAACCUUCUAUACAGAAUAAGACAUAGUAUCAUGGUACUUUCGAGGAUUUUGGCAUGCAUGGGCAUGAAUGGCUGUAAUCUCCAUCGGUUUCCAUAUUGGAAAUUGGUCGAGAUACAUGGCACACACAUUCAAUUUCUUUUCAUGAAAGUGUGGACUAAUUUGGUCAACUAUUUGUACUCUCUAGGGUUUUCAAUAAA